AUGAUCAGGACGAACCUUCCCGAGAUGACUAUGAAACUUCCCGAGAGUAAUCACACCACCAACCACCACCACUCAACCACAAAUCAUGACAGUGAAUGCACCGUGCGAGAGCAAGAUCGCUUCAUGCCAAUAGCCAACGUGAUCAGAAUCAUGCGGAAGAUCCUUCCUCCACAUGCCAAAAUCUCUGACGAUGCCAAGGAAACAAUCCAGGAGUGCGUGUCUGAGUACAUCAGCUUCAUCACAAGUGAGGCCAACGAACGCUGCCAACACGAGCAGCGGAAGACCAUUACCGCCGAGGACGUGCUUUGGGCCAUGAGCAAGCUGGGUUUCGAUGACUACAUCGAGCCACUCACCGUGUACCUCCACCGUUACCGUGAUUUCGAUGGUGGUGAUCGUGGUGGCUCAAUCAGGGGUGACUCAUUGGUGAAGAGAGCAUUUGAAUCUGGACCAUUGGGCGUUGCUGGCUAUGCACCAGUUUUCCACAUGGGUCCUCACCACCAUGGGUUCUUCGGAGCUGCAGACACGGGUGGUUACUUGAAGGAUGCAUCGAAUGCAAGUUCAUCGACCCAGGCUGCAGUGGCUGGCUUUGAGCCCUAUGCCCAGUGUAAGGAGUAA
This is a messenger RNA of Ilex paraguariensis (yerba mate), 615 nucleotides long. The record is from the annotation of a GenBank genome assembly. NCBI's taxonomy places the organism in Eukaryota, Viridiplantae, Streptophyta, Magnoliopsida, Aquifoliales, Aquifoliaceae.